Molecule: messenger RNA, 792 nt
Organism: Porites evermanni
Lineage: Eukaryota; Metazoa; Cnidaria; Anthozoa; Scleractinia; Poritidae
Source: the annotation of a GenBank genome assembly
AUGAGUGUGAGUUCGUCGAGGUAUCCUCUUAUUCGAAUCAGCAAAACCGGCGAAAUGCGGUUGAGGAAUAAGGUCGGUCAAGCAAUACUCAAGGAGAACGCGUACGAAGACCGAGCUUUGAACACGCGACUCGACACUUUAUCGAAACACCAAUUCAGACAAGAUAAGUACAUGACUUACAGGCAGUUAGAGUUUGCCACGAAGCAGGUUUCCGCUUCUGAAGAAAGACCUCGGACGCUGAGCAACGAGAGCAAGCAUUCAUCACAAUCCACCGAGCAGAGUUUACCUCCGAUAGACUCUCGACGUAGAUCGAACAUCAUCGCUCCGAAUCUGGAUGAAAAACGUAUGAGUCAUUCCGAGGAGGUGAGUGGAAAUUACAAAGCGAAAGGACGCUGGGAAAAAGCUAUAACUCUAGUGCGAAUAGCGGUACAGAACAGACCAGUAAAAGAGGCAAAUACUAAGGCAACGGGCAGGACAAGGAAAGCAAGUAAAACGCAAGCUCCUGAAGUGCAAUCAGAGAAGGAGUUUGACGACACAAAUCAGUUACCACCUAUAAACUGUAAAGAAGGAAUGCUCGGAGAUCAGCCGUGUUCAAGGAAAAGGCCAAUUCGAAAACAACCGAGCUUGCCCGAAAUGUUAAAAGUUUCUAGAGAAAAAUCGCAAAGUUGCCUCGCAGAUCCGAGGUUUAUGAAACUUGAGCAGUGUCUUAGCGAGACGAAGAAUUUUCAAGAAGGCAAGCAAAGUAGAAAUUCAAGAACAAAUGCAUGGGAUAGAAUUCCUUUUACGCGCUAA